CCUUCUGCUCCUUCCAUGAAACAAUUUAGGGCUAUUUUUCUCUCACUAUAUCUCUAUUCUAAUCUAUACAUACAGAGGAGCUUCUCAUUCUGUCUCACUGAAAGAUCGUCGUCUGGGGUCUCUUCGUUCGCGUUCUAGGGUUUCGCGAGCUUCAAUCGUUUGGAUUUGGGAAUUUUCGAGAGUUUCUAGGGUUUUAAUGGCGUGAACCCCGGUUGGAAAUUGAUUGAUUUGCAGAGGAUCGAUAGAGCGAGCGAGAGACAGAGAGAAGGAAGAGAGUAUGGCGAACGAGCAGAGCGAGUACGAAGAGCAGCUCCUGGAACUUGGAAAUGGGCUCCUUCAUCCACCGUCUACGGUCGACGAACUCCUUCAUUUGCUCGACCAAGCUGAGAAUAUUCUCUCAAGGGUGGAACAGUCACCAUCCAAAUCAAUGCAAGCAGCGCUUGGUCCGUCUAUGAAGGCAUUGGUUGCAGAUGAACUUCUAAGGCAUCCAGAUGAAGAUAUAAAAGUCGCAGUUGCCUCUUGCAUGAGUGAAAUAACAAGAAUUACUGCACCAGAUGCUCCAUAUGAUGAUGAGCGGAUGAAGGAUGUCUUCCAGUUGAUUGUAUCAUCAUUUCAAAAUUUAUCUGACAACACUAGUAGGUCAUACAAUAAGAGGACCUUGAUUCUUGAAACUGUAGCCAAGGUCAGGUCAUGUGUGGUCAUGCUGGAUCUGGAGUGUGAUAGUCUGAUUGUUGAGAUGUUCCAGCACUUCUUGAAGUCCAUAAGGGAUUAUCAUCCGGAGAAUGUCUUGUUGUCCAUGGAGACAAUUAUGUCUCUUGUGUUGGAGGAAAGCGAAGACAUCUCAUUUGAGCUAAUAACUCCCCUCCUAGCUAGUGUGAAAAGGGACAAUCAGGAAUAUCUGCCAAUUGCGCAGAAAUUGGGGGAGAGAGUAUUUGAAAAAUGUGCACUAAAGCUCAAACCAUACCUGAUACAAGCUAAGAACUCCUUGGGCUUUUCUUUAGAUGAUUACAGCAAAGUUAUUGCUUCUAUAAUUGAUGGAAGAACAGGUUCUGCCGGAAAUAAUGAUGGCAAUGCUUGUGCAGAAGAGUGGACUGAGGAGAGCAAGCCUACGGGGGCAUCCUUGGAGGGGGCUGCUCAGGCUGAUGAGAACAAGUUGGCCAUGGCAUCUUCCACUGAGGCAACCGAGGACGGGGCUACUAGAGAAAAUGUGAAAGAGAGUCUUGAUGAAGCAGAUCAUCCUGCUACCAACAGAUCUUUGAAGGCUCUUAUGAGUAAUGGUGUUACAGAGUCUGGUAAUGAAGGCACAUCGGCAGACCUGGAGUCCACAAAGAAGCCAGAGCAUUCUCACCAAACUGAUCUGCCAGUUGAUACUAAUGUUAUGGGCAACGCAGAACCUGAUGAUUCUGAUAGUGGUAACAGAGUAAAUUUGGGGCCUAAGUCUGAACAAGCAUCGAAGAAAAGAGGAAGGAAACCAAAAUCUUCAAUCAACUCUGUAGAACCUCAUGAUUCAUCUCAAUUUGAUAGCAAUAAAGAAGCUAAAAGAUUGGAAGACACUGCAGAUGAUGACAAAAGUCAUAAAGCAGAAGUCCAUGGUUCACCUCCUAAGGGGUCAUGUGUUGAUCUGUCUGUUGAUACUAAUGUUAUAGGCAAUGCUGAGCCUGAUGACUCUGCUGAGAGAAUAAAAUUGGGGUCUAGGUCUGAACAAGCACCCAAGAAAAGAGGAAGGAAGCCAAAAUCUUUAAUUACUUCAGCAGAACCUCCUGACUCAUCUCAAGCUGAUAGCAAUAAAGAAGCUAAAAGAUUGACAGAAGCCCGGGACCACAACAAAAGUUGCACGACUGAAGUCCAGAGUUCACCUUCUAAGGAGGCAUGCGUCAAUAUCUCUGUGCCUGCAGAAACUGAAAAGGAGAAUGUUCAAAUUUCUUCACCCAAAGCAUUAGACAGUGAGCCAAUUGUCUCCCCAUCUCAAAGUGGGGAUGUUCCUGAUGAGGGUACUAAGAGAAAGUCUGGGCGACAAAAGAGGAAAAGCAAUCUGAUUCAAGAAGUUGCACCAACUACCCAUGUUUCUAAGAAGGCUUCUGAGGGUACCAGUGAUUCUGAAGUGAAACCGAAAAAACAUUCAGGGAAGAAAGUUCCAGCUGAGAGUGUCAAUGAGGAAAUAACUCCAGAUGUGGAGGAUAUAUCCAAGACUGAAGGUGGGAUCACUAGUUUGGAGGCAAAACCAUUGGAACAGUCUUGUCCAAUGGUAGAUGUAAGGGAUAAUGUUGGUGAUCGAUCCUCGUCAAAGAAGGAAGGUGGAAAACGGCGUGGACGUGGAAAAACUGCUUCAGAGGAUGAUGGAACAAAGUUCACUGUUAAAGAUGACAACAAAGAAAGGGGUUCUUCACCAAAGACUUCCUCAAAAUCAGCUAAAAUUGAAAGCCACUUAGAGGAAACCCCCAAUACAAGUUCCAAAAGAAAGCGUACACCUGGGAAAGUAGAAGCACCUGAUAUUGUUGAAUAUGAUCAUAACCUGGUUGGUAAAAAGAUUAAGGUUUGGUGGCCAAAAGACAAGGCGUUUUAUGAUGGUGUUAUUGAUUCAUUUGAUUCUGCUAAAAAGAGGCAUAAGGUUUUAUAUACAGAUGGCGAUGAAGAAAUAUUAAAUCUUAAAAGGGAAAAAUGGCAGUUUGUUAGAGACGACUCUGCAUCAGAUGGGGAAGAAGCGACCGAACGUCGAAGUCCUGAUUCUUCAGCUGAAAUACACAAAAGGAAGAAAGCAAAAGUCAAUCCUGAACUAUCAGCUAAGCAAGGAAAUAUUGAGGGUUCACGGGGCGAAGCUUCUUCUGGCAAAUUGAAAGGUGCAGCUACAAGGUCUGGUCGUAAGUUGAGGGAUGACGAUGAAGUUAAAUCUGAGGACGAACAUGAUGGCAAAACUGAGUACCGUUCUAAAAGAACUGCUGGUAAAUCUGCUGGUGAUGCAUCCAAAACAGCUGCCAAAUCCAAAGAUACCGAUGAUUGCUCGCCAAAUACCAGCACCAAGGCCAAGGUGGACGCCUCAAAAACUGGCACCAAAGACACUCCGAGAACUGGUCCCAACUCCAAGGGUAAAGCCUCCUCCAAAACUGGCAACAAAUCUGAUGCUGAUGGUUCUGGGACGGCAAAAUCUGGCUCAGCAAAGGUGAAAGAAACCGAGGGAAAGGGAACAGUGAAAACACCAGAAAGUGCAAAGACAGGGAAGGGGAAGUCACCAGGUACAUCAAGGCGGCAAGAGACAACCGAUGGGAAGAGUGGAAAGAAGCGCCGGCGAGGGGGCUAUUAGGCGACGCUUGGGCUGUAGCUGUUUUUGUCCAGUGGCACAAUCCCUUGUUCCAUCUGCUGCAUGUCUUCUUCUUCUUCCUCUUCCUCUUCUUCUUCUAUAGCUCUAGGGGUGCAUCUUGUGCAGUAAGCCGUGCAUUUUUGUAGUAGCUGUUAUUAUGCUUUUGACAUAAUUCUCGAGUUUGUGGCUCUGGUGGGUGGUGGCUUGUUUAGCUUUUACAGUAGUGGUGGUAGGGUGAGAUAAGUAAUUCAAUUCCAACUUGUACUCUUUGCUUUAGAGAUGGGAUGGGUUAAAUUUAUCUUAUAUUGUUACUUCUAGAGAAUAGGAGUAGUCUCCCUUGUUUUGUGGAUCAAAGUUGAAACAUUUUCAGGUUUGCUUCACAAUAGCCUGGUUGCUCUUGAGCAAUAAUGACAUCAAUUAAGCAAA
Molecule: messenger RNA, 3721 nt
Organism: Diospyros lotus (date-plum)
Lineage: Eukaryota; Viridiplantae; Streptophyta; Magnoliopsida; Ericales; Ebenaceae
Product: sister chromatid cohesion protein PDS5 homolog C-like
Exons: 15
Coding region: 278-3298 (1006 amino acids)
Biological process (GO): DNA repair; mitotic sister chromatid cohesion
Cellular component (GO): nucleus; chromatin
Source: RefSeq, a predicted model, not a curated record